AUGGCAGAGCCAGUUGAUUUCUGCGUUUUCAGCGUUCUGGUAACAGGAUCCGAUCGGGGGAUCGGUCUGGGUCUGGUGAAGAGGUUUCUGGAGCUGCCUUCUCCACCCAAAUGGGUCUUUGCUACCACCCUUGACCUGGAAGGAAAAGAAACCAAGGAGCUAAGAGAGUUGGUUUGCAAACAUCCAAAUCUGGUGGUGAUGCAGUUAGAUGUCACUAAACUUGAAAGCAUCCAGGCCGCUCAGAACGAAGUGCAGAAAUGUGUCGGCGAAGGUGGGCUGACCAUCCUAAUCAACAAUGCCGGCACUUGGGACUUCAACGAUCUGCAAACUGAAGUUGUCAAGGAUAUAACGAACGUAUAUGCUGUCAAUACCAUUGGGCCACAACAAAUGAGUCAGGCAUUCCUACCCCUGCUGAAGAAGGCAGCCCUGAGAAGCCCAUGUCAAGGGCUGAGCAGUAGCAAGGCAGCUAUUAUUAACAUGUCCAGCGUUGGAGGCUCAAUUGAACUUAUGGCUUAUUGGGACCAAUAUCAAAUAAUUGGAUACCGCUGCUCUAAGGCUGCUUUGAAUAUGCUCACCAGGUGCCAAUCUCACGACGAUCAAGCCAGUGGGAUUAUCAGCAUUGCCAUCCAUCCUGGCUCAGUUAAAACAGAUAACAAUCGGAUUCCGGAAAUCAGUGUGGAAGAGAGCACACAAGGCAUCAUGACGGUACUGUCCAAGCUUUGUGAAGAGGACAAUGGGGCCUUUGUGGAUUGGUUGGGUCGCCCACUUCCCUGGUGAUCCAUU
Ahaetulla prasina is the source of this 783-nucleotide messenger RNA. RefSeq names its product C-signal-like. The record is from RefSeq and is a predicted model, not a curated record. Lineage: Eukaryota; Metazoa; Chordata; Lepidosauria; Squamata; Colubridae. The transcript is spliced from 6 exons. The coding region runs from base 1 to 777 and encodes 258 amino acids.